This is a messenger RNA of Saccoglossus kowalevskii, 523 nucleotides long. RefSeq lists its product as uncharacterized. The record is from RefSeq and is a predicted model, not a curated record. Lineage: Eukaryota; Metazoa; Hemichordata; Enteropneusta; Harrimaniidae. Gene Ontology annotation, molecular function: transmembrane transporter activity. Gene Ontology annotation, cellular component: membrane. Gene Ontology annotation, biological process: transmembrane transport.
CAACAAAAAUGAUAUCACCAAAUUCACUUACUCAGACUAUCCAGCAUGCGAGAUGGUACGCAAUAUACGUGCUGAUUCUGCUGCUGACGGCUUAUCUCCUAAAUCAGUUGGAUCGUUAUACUUUAGCAGUUUGUACGCAGCCUAUGGCGCAAGAUAUCCACUACGGUGAUCAGAGCUGCUUGGAAAAUACAAGCAUUAGUAACCUUGAUGAUGUCAUCGUUGAUGUUGAAUGUCACAAAAUUGUAGAUGAGACACAGUGCAUUACUGUCAUCGGCGCUGACAACACAACGGUCUGUAAAUGGGAUUACAAUGGACAAGGUACGCAGUAUCAACUCCUAGUCGGUCCAGUCUUCAUACUGAUUUACACGUUUACAGGAAUACCGCUGGGUUUUGCUGCCGAUAAAAGCAACCGCAAGAAUAUCCUGGCAGUGUGUUUGAUAUUUUGGAGUGCAAUGACGUUUUUGACCGGAUUUGCCCAGGAGUAUUGGCAUUUGGUUAUUUUACGAUUUGGUCUAGGAAUGGG